This is a messenger RNA of Cavia porcellus (domestic guinea pig), 521 nucleotides long. It is a transcript of the gene Ndufs6, whose product is annotated as NADH:ubiquinone oxidoreductase subunit S6. The transcript is spliced from 4 exons. Gene Ontology annotation, biological process: mitochondrial electron transport, NADH to ubiquinone. Bases 1 to 438 code for a protein of 145 amino acids. Lineage: Eukaryota; Metazoa; Chordata; Mammalia; Rodentia; Caviidae. The record is from RefSeq and is a predicted model, not a curated record.
AUGUCCCGGGAGCCGGUCCCCACCGGAAGCCGUGCGCGUGCGUCGGCGCUCAGCGUGACGCCUGCCAGGUCAGGGGUCACGGGCAAGAUGGCGGCAGCAGUGACCUUCCGCCGGCUACUGGUCCUGCCGCGAGCCGUGCGGGCCUUCGGGGUGCGGGUGUCGCCGACUGGGGAGAAGAUCACGCAUACCGGCCAGGCUUAUGACAAUAAAGACUACAGGAAAAUUCGGUUUGUAGGUCGUCAGAAAGAGGUGAAUGAGAACUUUGCCAUUGACUUGAUAGCAGAGCAGCCUGUGAGCAAGGUGGGCCAGCGGGUGAUCGCCUGCGACGGCGGCGGGGGCGCCCUGGGCCACCCCAAGGUGUACAUAAACCUGGACAAAGAAACAAAGAUGGGAACCUGCGGCUACUGCGGCCUGCAGUUCAAGCAACAGCAUCACUAACCGCCUGGGCUCGAGGAGCAGGCGGGGCAUGCCUGGGUCUUGCAGGGCUCCUGGAGCUGAAUAAAGGACACGUACCCCACGCA